AUGUCUUCGCCGACGACGCGUAUACCUCCGACCGAGAACAUGCGCUGCUCAAGCUGCGAGUCGAAAAGACCGCUUGACUGGUUCAAAAGCAAAGUCUCUCGCAGUCACGGCUUGCUAGACACAACAACAAAGACCUGCAAGCAAUGCAGAGUAUGUUUCCCUGCGACUGCUUCUUCUCUACCGGGUGCUCACACAAUGCUCAGGACAAGUAAGCCGCAUCCAGAAAACGCGAACGUGAAGCCAAAGCUGCAGCAAAGCCUAAUCAACCCCGUGGCGUGUCUGAGCAUCAGCUCGCAGCCAAGAAUUCCGACACCCAAUUUGUCGGGUAGAUCAGGCACAAGCAUCAGCACGUCGACUGCCAGCGUGCACAACAUUGAGUUCCAGAAGAUGCAACAUUCAUUCGAGGCUAUCAAAUUGCUUGAUCAAGACGAAGUCAAUGCUGCUGCCAAUUUAUUGCUGGACCAGAUCGAUGAGCCCGGGGACAGUGAUGAUGGCCAGGAUGCCAUGUGUGAUGAUGAAGGAAGAGACAGAGGUCGUGAGGACUGA
This is a messenger RNA of Aureobasidium namibiae CBS 147.97, 546 nucleotides long. RefSeq lists its product as uncharacterized. Lineage: Eukaryota; Fungi; Ascomycota; Dothideomycetes; Dothideales; Saccotheciaceae. The transcript has a single exon. The record is from RefSeq and is a predicted model, not a curated record. Bases 1 to 546 code for a protein of 181 amino acids.